AUGAGGAAGGUCAUUUUGAGUGCGAUUGUUGUGGUGGUGUUUGAAUUUAUAUCCAUAAACACAGGUAAAACUAUAUAAAGUAGCUUAAAUCCUCACCUUAGUGUAGCAAAUUCUAAAACAAUUGUGAUAAUCAACUCAAGUUUUAAAAUAGCUUGAUCGCAUCAUCCAAAAGAAAGUAAAUAAAAGGAAUGAUAUAAUAGCACUGCAGUGGAACUCUGGUGAUUAUGCAAAUAUUUAGUAGCAAAAUAGAGAGAGACUAUAAUAUGAUCUUAAAGCUUUCACGAUGAAAGCAAAAUCUUUUAUUCAGAAGAGGGAAGGUACAAAAGAAAAUCUUAGUGGUGGAGAAAAAAAAAUGUAUGAAGUUUUCUUCUGUAUCCGUGAGUUAAGGCAACAGAUCAUGAAAUACUUUGACUUCAGCCUGGAAAAUGCUGACCUUGAUCAUAUGGUACGUUUUGUAUUUUCCGAUGGGGCAGUGUAAGAUGCAGACUGCCGACUGACUUUGGACUAUUGUUUUUAGGGUUAGAAAACAAUGGGAUUAUUGUUGUCAUGUUCUCAUUUGUUUGGUGAAAACAAUAGUCUGCAGUCUGCGGCGUUUUACACUGACCAAUUUUCCAAUCUGGAUCUGGCAAAUACAGAACUUAUAUGUCUCCUAUCCAUACAGCAAUCCCUUGUCACCCCAGCUGCAGUGGUCAAGGAACAUGUCUGAAAGAUGGACAAUGUCUGUGUUGGUGGGGAUGGACUGGGCCUAAUGCAAAGUACAUUGUAUCUGGGUCAUUAAAGAACAGAAUACUGGUAAGAGCUGAGUGACCUCCUUAGAAUUAUGGUGAAAAAACAAACAAACAAAGAAAACAAAAAAUCAUUUAACCUGAUUUCACGUAUGAUGGUUCAAGAACAGUAAUUAAAGUAAAUUUAUUAAUUAUUUUCACUCCCAUAUCACUUUUGGACUAUUGGUAGUUCACAUGCACCUGUAGAACCUAUAUACAGUGCAUUCAGAAUUUUGCACCUAACUUGCAUAAUCAUAUGUGGCUAGUGCUAAAGCUACCAGGAUUUCAAAACUUUGGAUGAAAGGUUUCUUUGUGUAAAUGUAUGGUUGAUGUGACCCUUUAACCUAUAGUAUCAAAAAUUAACUUCUCAUUUCUACUGAAGUAGAGGGGAGAAUUUAAGUAUCAACUCAUUUUAUAUUUUAUAUUUUGCAAUCCUGUCCUUAAAUUCUUGUCACCAACUACUUUUAUAAAGCAUUGAUAUUAUAAGCAGAAAUUUUAUGCUGAUCACUACUAGGUUAAAUGGAUUAUGUUUCAGAUGAGAUACCAUGAGAAAACAGCUCACAUUCUGUGAUGCCACCACUGGUUUCCUCACAAAGUAAGGUCUGAGGAUCAAAGACGAUGAGAUGACUGGACUGAUGAUGUGUUAAUUAGGCUGGUUUUCACUAGCAAUGGAGUCAGAGUUGGAGUUAUAAGCUGAGUCAUUAGAGUGCUUAUGAUCUAGUGAAAAUAAAAAAUCAGAGUCCUAAGUGCUUACGCUCCUUUUAUGAUCUAGUGAAAACCAGAUUGUCGGAGUUGGAAGCAGAAGCAGAAGGAUAAGCCAAUCACAAUGCAUGUUCCCACACUUUGUGAUUGUGAUUGAUUUAAUUCUUCUGCUUCUGCUUCCAACUGCGACAGUCUAGUUUUCACUGGAUUAUUAUAAGUGGAAUGUAAGUGACGGAGUCGUAAGCAGAAUCGGAACGCUGUUUUCACUAGAUCAGAAGCUCUACAUUCUUAUUCCGACUCCGACUCUGUUGCUAGUGAAAACCAGCCAUAACUACACAGGUCUGGAUAGUGCUUCUCUGUGGUUGAAGCAAAUUUCUUCCAUGGCAUGCACUGAUCAGAAGCACUACCAGAUGUGGGUAGUGACUACAUGUCAUAAAUAUCAAUACCCUCAUUAGUUCUUUAGACAUCAUUUCAUGGGGAAACGGCUAUUUUCUAUAAGGCUACAGCUGAGUAAGGAAAGAUUAAUUUGCUUUUUCUUCCUUAUUUUCAGGCAGACUACUGCACAACUGCAUGCCAUUAUACUCAUGACUUUCAAAAUCCUUUGUGUGCCAUUACCCCUACGAGGCCCCCAUGCGAUCCAUUAUGUGGCACAGGUACAGCUGAUGUCUAAUAUUUUGGUAGCUCAUUAGUUAAUAAAAUGUUGUUCAGAAGUGGCAAAAAAUCUUUUUUAGUGUUUCUAUUAUUUGGAGAUGUUACUGUAAGUGAAAAAAUGGUUUCUUUUUAGUCUGUGCAAAAACAGUACAACAAGCUUAAGGCAUUCGCGAUUUCUUAUUGGUAGUUAUGUUGGCAUGAGAACAAUCAUCUGCAUGGCAUAUAGGUCAAGAAAAGCCUCAUUGUUUUGUAUAGAAAAUAAUUAAAAGUUUUCUACUCAUAAUUACAAAAAUGUAGCUUAGAAAGGUUCUUAAAUCCUUCUAAAAGUAUGACCUCUCAAAACAUGCAUGUAAGUAAUAUCCCAAACUGAAGUUGCUGUGAAGGUAUAUUCCUGGCUCUUAGUACAUAGUGAUACCACUACAUUCUUUGCCUUGGUUACAGUGCUCUGCUCUAAGAGGAGUCGCAGAAAGCCAAGCUGAGUCUUGGGGCACUGUUUUUGUUUAGGAAAGUAGAAUAUUAUUAUUUUUAUAACUGAUACUGGUUGACUUGUAAAUUAUCACAGGGACAUACAAUGGCCUGGGAAGAUGUCUGCCCAAUGGGCGUUGUCUCUGCUGGUGGGGCUGGACUGGCCCUAAUGCCGCUUAUAUCAAUGGAGGGAUGUACACCAACAGAAUUGUGGUAAGGAUCAUGUUGUAGCAAGGAGAAGAGAAUUGAGGAGUGGAAAAAAAAGAGGGUAGUAGGGGUCAGGGUGGCCUGAAUUUUGGUCGACUUACUUUGCUGCAUUUUCUUGGGUCUCUGGGCUGGUUCCUUUACAGAACAAAAAGGAGUGGCUAAGAAAGACAUGUCUGAUAGCCAGGGGAUGGUGAAUUUUGGUAUUGGCCUAGUAAAUUCUGUUCUUAACUUACCUGAUGGGCUAGUGAAGUUUUUUGGGAUGAUUCAGAUAACAGAAGAACUGUAAUCAGUCCUGCUUGUCAAAAAUUUUUUCAGGCUAUUUAAAAUGGCCAUUGGAUUAGUUAGUAAUCACAUAUGCUAGUUAAAAACUUGCCCAAAGGGUAAGCUGCAAAACUGACUUUUUUGCAUCCUGAAAAAUUUAUUUCACACUCACGGGUUUGUUUUAUUCUUCAAAGGCUGAUAGCUGUACUAAAAGCUGCAGCUACACACAGGUUUACAGAAAUAACAAAUGUGUUACAGCUUCAGCAACAACCAAACCAUCAACACAGCCACUGAGUACAGGAAGCCCAACAACAGGGAUACCAAGUACAGUGAAACCAACUAUCCCCCAAGUGUGCAGUGUGCCAGUUAACAAAACUGUGCCGCCCCUCUCCUGUGAUCCACUAUGUGGUUCAGGUAACGUCUGUUCCUUGAAAACAGUGUAUUAUAGAUAAAAUCUCAAGAGUUGCUUACUUACUAAAGCACAAUUAUAACAGUCACGUAGGGAGAGUGUAAUCGCAGCAAAGACAAUAUCAGCCACUUUACACUUCAACACUAUCUAUGUGAAAAAUCAGUAAGUGCUACUCGUCUGGGUUGUGGUGCUUAUUGGGGGGGGGGGGGGAUUCUAUGUAUUAAGAUUUUUGCUUUUAGGUGUGAUUUGUAUUCAAGUAAAUACGGUAUAUGGAACUGAUUCUUUAAUUUUCAUAAAGUCUGUAACGGCAACCUACACAUAGGAUUUCACACUAUUCUACUGUGCUUGGCAGAGGUAAAAGAAGGUUCCCCUUCCCCCCUCCCUUAACAAGAUGUUCCAGUCUUGUUUGAGAAUGUUACUGAAUUUUGGUUGCAGGUCCAACUUAUCACAGUACUGGACAGUGUCUCUCUAAUGGGCGUUGUCUCUGCUGGUGGGGGUGGACUGGUGCAAAUGCCUGCUAUGUUGAUGGAGGAAAUUACAACAAUAGAAUUUUGGUAGGUGUUGUUGUAACAUGAUUUAAGGGAACUGUUAAAGCUUACUUGGCUUUUAGGUAUCAUUAGUAGCUCUGUCAGUGUUUUGUGUUUAUGGUAUAACAAGGGGGUCCUCCCAUGUCAUGCACAUUUAUUUUUGUUUUAUUUUUCUCUCCAAAGGCUGACAGUUGUGUUAAAGGGUGCCAUUACACACAUAUGUACAGAAAUAAUAAGUGUGUUACAGCUGCACCAACAACCAAACCGUCAACACUGCCACCGAGUACAGGGAGCCCAACAUCCAUUCCUUUGACAACUGUGAUACCCAGCACAGGGACUCCAAGUACUGUGAAACCAACUGCAGGGAAGUCAAGCACUCUGAAUCCAACCACAGGUAACCCAACAUCGUCAAAUCCAACCACAGGAAAACAAGUAACUACAGUACCACCAAGUACAAAAACCCAAACAACAGGCUUUCCAACUAAAUUCAAACCAACCUCAGACCAGUCAAGCACUAUGAAACCAACCACAGGUAACCCAUCUAAUCCAACCACACAAAAACAAGUAACUACACCGCCAUCAACUACAAAAAGUCAACCGACAUGGUACCCAACUACACUGAAACCAACCACACGGAAGUCAAGCACGAUGAAAUCAACCACAGGAAACCUAACUACCAAGUAUGCACCUCCAACAAGUCAAAGCACUAGUACAGUAAAAGUAACCACAGGACAACCAUCAACAAAACAGAAGACAAGUCAGCAACCUGCAAGUACAAAAACAGUAAAACCAUCCACGAAGGUGUUGACAACACAAGCCCCAAUACCCACGACCACAGCUGCUGCUACCACAACCCAAGCUACCACUAUAGAGCCAACUGAGCCUCCAGAGCCAACUGAGCCUCCAGAGCCCACAGAACCUCCUGAGGCCAAUGAUGAUACUCUUGGAGCGCUUGCGAACGUCCAAGUAAGGAUGCUGUAAACACCCAGUACUGUGUGUAAAUUAAGACCGUAGGACUCAUCAGUGUGGCAUACCCCCAGCGAGACUACAUUGCUUGAAAGUUACAGGGCUUGAAAACAACUUUUAAUUCUAGGUGAAAGCAGCUCUUAAUUUUCGCUUGCUCCCAGGGGGAUAGGGGAAGCUACAUGUUCCUGUCAGUUUACUGUUUAGUUAGAAGAUGACUUGCUGGGUCCUUGCCGGUCAGGCAAGUACAUUUACAUACAUAAGUGUAAGUUUGAAAAGUUACUUGCCUGAAUAGAAAAUCUACUUGGGACUGUUUUCAAGCCCUGAGUAACUAUGUAUGAAAUUCCUUUUGCUGCUGGAGUAUGUGUAAGGCACUCAAUCUUUAAGCCCCUUUUAAACUGCACUGAAUGUGUAUACUGUCUGCCACGGUCUGCCACCAUGGCUGUAGAGAGGCUUCCUUUCCAGGGAGAUGGCUAUAAUGAAGGGUUUGACUCUAUAUUUGUCUGAAGGAUUUGCCCUGCAAGUAAAUCAUUUUUGUUACCAAUUCUAUUACCAAGAACUUUGUUAAGCUAAACACAGAUAGCAUGGUUUAAGUCGUCCCUUGGCAACCCAUUAGCAGGCUCCACUCUAACAAGCCAUGUUUUGUUCCCCACCAUAGUUACAAAAUGAUGCUGAAGUUGCAAAGUCAAAAGAAAGUGGAAAGAAAGAAGUCAAGAAGGAGAAGGAUUUCAGUCCCACUGCACUGGUGAUAGUUGGCGUUGUGUUGCUGCUUUGUGUUAUGGGGUUGGUGAUUGCUGUUUGGUGGACAUAUGGCAAUGGAAGCCAGGUCCCCAGUCUUCUGCGUGGCUAUGAACCAGUUGAAGCUGGCGAUUCCAACAUGAUGAUGCAGGAGUUAUCACAGACAGCUCCGCUGCCUUAG
This is a messenger RNA of Porites evermanni, 5868 nucleotides long. The record is from the annotation of a GenBank genome assembly. Lineage: Eukaryota; Metazoa; Cnidaria; Anthozoa; Scleractinia; Poritidae.